AUGUCGGAAGUCGAUGCGAAAGCAUCAGAAGACCAACCACCGUCACAAGCGUCACAAGCCAUACCGCGAGACAACUCGGGGAGCUUCACAGAUCAGUCGUAUCUCACCUACUUGGUGCCUUCCGACACGGACAUCAACCUCGAUGAGGCGUUUAGUGAUCUGGGUCAAGGGAAAUCAAUACUAGCAUCGAUACCGCAACGCGAGACGCUCUUCUUCGAUGAAACCGUGCAAGUCUUGCUCAUCCUCAGAACGCCAUGGGUGGAAGAAAAGGAGCUCCAGUCUAGCCUGCAGAGGCUCAUGAUCUCUCUGGCCGCGCACGUCGUCAACAGCCCAACCGCCGCCAAUCGCGACGCCACCCCCGCUUCCGAGUCCAUCUUUGUCGGGGCCGUCUCCGACAUUAGCGAUCCCUUUGUCGUCGUGGACGAGGAAGCGGGCAGCGACUCCGACUCGGAAACGCCCACGCGGUACCUCUAUGCGGUGUGGAAGCUCGCGGUGCCGCUCUCGCGGCCGCGCAUGCGCCUGCACCGCCCCUCCAUCGUGCUGUCGGCCUCGGCGGGCGUGCGCCCCGAGCAGUCGCCGUCACCCGAGCAGGCCCGCGCGGCGGGCUACCUGCAGAGCGGCGUGCCGUCGGGCCUCAACCUGCUCGAGUCGUUUGCGGGCGACCCGGGCCUGCACGGCGUGCGGCCCCGGCUGUCGGCGCUGCGCGUGUCCCGCGUCGUCCCCGUCACUCGCCCGCCGGACCUUCUGACGCGGUUGCGCACGUUGCCGCAGCUGCAGCUGCCCGUUGCCGCGCUCGUGCACGCCCGCAUCCGUUUCGUCCGGCCCGGUGCUGCCGCUCCCCCGACCAGCACCGUUGUCGCCCUUCUCGAGCUCGACUUCACCCCUGACCUCGACUACGAGGCCGUCGUCGACAAGGUCGCCCUGACGACAUCAGCUGGCACUGUCGAGAGCCUGAGCAGUAGCAGCGACGAUUAUGAGCCCGCCGCGCUCGCGCUGCCCCUCCGCUGCGUCGCGCACGACCACGUCACCCUCAUGUACGCCGUGCGGCCGCACCGCCUCGACGUCAACGCCAGGGACGCUAACAACGCGCUGCACAUUGCCGUCUCGGCCGUCAUCCAGGUCGCGCCGGGCGCUCGCUGCACUCCGCGCAUUGACAUGGCCUGGACGGCGGGUCUUGACCUGAGUGCGCCGCUCAACCCGAGCUUCGGCGCGGCCACGGAGACGGGCAUCCAGCGCGCGCACCGCCCCGCGCAGCUCUCCCUCGCUAGCACCGCGUCCCUAUCUGCCGUCACGCCCCUCAAGUCGCCGUCCAUCAUGCGACCCGAUGCGCUUCCACUGCUCGAGGCCUCAUCGUCCUCCACCACCCCAACCGCUACCCCCACCGCCGCCGUCCCCGAGCUCGGCAUUACCAUGUCGUUUAGCGGCCCGGCCGCCGCUGUGCGCCCCGGCGACGUCUUCUCUUGGACCGUCUACGUCCUCAACCGCACAAGCGGCGGCGGCGGCGACGGCGGCGACGACGGCAACGAUCCCGCCACCGCCGCCAAGACCGCACGCAAACUAGCCCUCGUCGCUAUUCCCCGGCGGCGCCGACACGAGGCGCGGUCCUCGCUGCGCCCUCCAUCGACGGCCUCACGGCGCCACGGCGAGCCGGACGUGGCCGCCGCCGUCGUCGACGACAACGUGCUGCACGCGCUGCAAAAGAACGCCACGGUCGACGGCGCCGACCUCGUGUGCCUGAGCGCCGACACGCGCGUCGGGCCACUCAGCCCUGGCGCCUGCCACAUUGUCGAACUGCAGUUUCUCGCGCUGCGCCCGGGCAUCGCCGGUAUCGAAGCCAUUCGCGUCGUGGAUCUAGGAUCCCAGGAGCACGUCGACAUUAAAGAUUUGCCGACAACGGUGAUUGAGCCGCUCGGCGCAUGA
Messenger RNA from Beauveria bassiana ARSEF 2860, 1920 nucleotides. RefSeq lists its product as uncharacterized. Gene Ontology annotation, biological process: intra-Golgi vesicle-mediated transport. The record is from RefSeq and is a predicted model, not a curated record. The coding region runs from base 1 to 1920 and encodes 639 amino acids. The transcript has 2 exons. NCBI's taxonomy places the organism in Eukaryota, Fungi, Ascomycota, Sordariomycetes, Hypocreales, Cordycipitaceae. Gene Ontology annotation, cellular component: TRAPPII protein complex; trans-Golgi network.